Molecule: messenger RNA, 1567 nt
Organism: Rhododendron vialii
Lineage: Eukaryota; Viridiplantae; Streptophyta; Magnoliopsida; Ericales; Ericaceae
Product: probable N-acetyltransferase HLS1
Exons: 3
Coding region: 118-1338 (406 amino acids)
Molecular function (GO): acyltransferase activity, transferring groups other than amino-acyl groups
Source: RefSeq, a predicted model, not a curated record
CUCACACUAAACCUCUAUAGCACAAACUCACACUCACUCUCUCUCUCUCUCUCUCUCUCUCUCUCUCUCUCUCUCUCUCUCUCUCAUACAUUUAAAAGUGCCUUUGUUUAGUAAGUAAUGUCGUUCAAAAUAGCAGCGGAGAGUUUUCCGAUCACGCCGCUCGAGGUGGUGGUGAGAGAGUACGACGAAGAGAGGGACAAGGCGGGGGUGGAGGAGCUGGAGAGGAGGUGCGAGAUCGGGCAGCGAGGAAAGCCUUCUAUGGUCACUGACCUCUUGGGAGACCCUAUCGGCCGCGUCCGCAACUGUUGUUUGCGUGUUAUGCUGGUUGCAGAGUAUGGGGAAAGAGAAAUUGUGGGAGUCAUAAGGGGUAGCAUAAAAACAGUGACUAAUGGAAAGAAAGCCGCCAAUGGUGUUCCAUGUUUUGAAAAACUUGCUUAUAUCCUCGGACUCAGAGUUUCAACCACACACAGGCGGCUCGGCAUUGCUACAAAACUGGUCCAACAUUUGGAGCAAUGGUGCACCCAAAAUGGUGCGAAUUUCUCGUACAUGGCCACGGAAUGCACCAACAAGCCUUCGAUAAACUUGUUCACUGCAAAGUGCAACUACCUCAAGUUCCGCACCCCGGUCAUGCUGGUGCAACCGGUUCACGCCCACUACAAGCCACUAGGCUCGGGCGUGGCCGUGGUCCGAGUCCCCCCACAACUCGCCGAGUCCAUCUACCGCCGGGUCUUCGCCAACUCGGAGCUCUUCCCUCAAGACAUAGAUCAAAUCCUGAAAAACAAGCUCAACUUGGGCACUUUCAUGGCGAUACCCAAAAUGUUCCUCACCCAGUGGGAUCCGAAAACCGGGGUUUUACCAAACAGUUUUGCCAUUUUGAGCGUGUGGAACACGAAGGAAGUGUUCCAAUUGCAAGUGAAGGGGGUGUCAAAGCUAACGUAUGCGUGUUGCGCCGGGAGCAGGGUGUUAGAUAGCUUGAUGCCGUGGCUAAGCAUACCAUCGAUUCCCAAUUUCUUCAGGAAAUUCGGUGUCUAUUUCUUGUUUGGGCUUCACAUGGAAGGAAAAGGUGCUUCGCGCCUCAUGAAGUCUCUAUGCGCCUUCGCCCACAACAUGGCCAGCCACGACGACGGGUGUGGGGCCGUGGUGGCCGAGGUGGGCCAGAGGGACCCGGUUAGAGAGGCAAUUCCGCACUGGAGGAAGUUUUCCUGGGCCGAAGACCUGUGGUGCAUCAAGAAGCUUGCGGCCGCGAAGCAGGAAGCCGGCGAGGAAUGUGGGCCGUUGGAUUGGUUCAAAUCGCAGCCGUCCUCGUCGGUGAUCUUCGUUGACCCGCGCGAUUUGUGACAUGUGGCUUAGGUGACAGAGUAAAUUCUGUAAUUAUUAUGACUUUCUGAUCAAAAACCAAAGAAAAAAUGUUAGUACUAUAUAUAACUAAUUUCAUUUUUUAAUCUCAUGUUUGUUAGUGGGAUUAAUUUUUUUUUUUAGCAUUACUCCAUUAUCCAUAGACCAAACCAUGUAUUUAAUUUCUAGUUUGAGAAACUGCUGAGAAUAUAUGCAAAAGUUUCCAUGCACC